Molecule: messenger RNA, 1773 nt
Organism: Podospora pseudocomata
Lineage: Eukaryota; Fungi; Ascomycota; Sordariomycetes; Sordariales; Podosporaceae
Exons: 1
Coding region: 1-1773 (590 amino acids)
Source: RefSeq, a predicted model, not a curated record
AUGCGGUUAAUAAACGCCAACACUUUGCGCUUUGAAGAGUUCUUCGAGAAGCCCCUUCCUCCCUAUUUGGUUCUAUCACACACCUGGGGAGAAGAUGAAGUCACCUUUCGAGACAUGCAACAACCCCACCUGCACCUGGGCAAGUCUGGCUACGCCAAAAUCACACAGACAUGUCGACUGGCCCGCUCCAAGGCCAUAGACUAUGUCUGGGUCGACACUUGUUGUAUUGACAAGACCAGCAGUGCCGAGCUGACCGAGAGCAUCAACUCCAUGUUCCAGUGGUACCAAAGGGCAGUGGUCUGCGUCGUACAUCUCGCCGACAUGGAGUCGGGAGUCGACUUUGGGACUGGUGUCCGGUUCUCCAGAUGGAUCACCCGGGGAUGGACCCUUCAAGAGUUGAUUGCACCGAAAAGGGUUGAAUUUUAUGAUAGCAAAUGGAAACUUUGUGGCCAGAAGCCUCGAGACAGCGACGUACUCUCGGCAGCUACAAAAAUCCCGGAGGACCUCCUGUUGGGGAAUCAUCGAAGUUCCGAGUAUUCGGUAGCCCAAAGACUAUCCUGGGCUUCGUCACGAACAACGACACGUGUCGAAGACGAGGCGUAUUGCCUUUUUGGAAUCCUCGAGGUAAACAUGCCGCUCAUAUAUGGUGAAGGGAAAAUGGCUUUUCGUCGGCUGCAGGAGGAGCUCAUCAAGCGCAGUAACGACAUCACAAUCUUCGCGUGGCAGCCGACGCGGGAGGAGGUCCAAGAGGGACACUGUGGUGUGCUCGCCGCAUCGCCACAAGCAUUCGCGCUGUGCGAGCAUGUCUGUGUCUGGAGACCAUCGACAUCCCACAAUCCCCAGUUCGUCCUCACCAACAGAGGCAUACAACUGCAAGACAUAUUUUUUCAUCGAAUGCCCCUGAAGAACGAUCAACCAGCGGGCGCAGACGAAAGUCUCAAGAGAGAAUACGUUUUCAUGGUUGGAUUCCUGUCUCGUGGCUCUGGGGCGUAUUUGGGGAUCCAGCUGAGAAAGAUCGGAGAAUCUCUCUUCCUUCGAAAAUCACGGCCGCUCAAGAUGAUCAGCGGGACAGAAAACAAGUCUCUUUUGAAAACGGAUAUAGCCACCUGCCAUUUCGUGACCGAUACGCGACCACUCGAUAAUGAUACACUAUUGGCAUUUCGCAAACGCUGCACUGAGGUCUCGAUUCCUGAGUGGAGCAUGAAACACACCAUCCCGUCUGGUUAUUGGGACGAUCAGGACAUGAUUCAGUUUCAUCUUCCAACAUAUCUUGUCGGUGCCUUUCUUCUUGAGGGUGAUGUUGGAGGAAAGCGCACUCGCUUCACUGUGCUGUAUCGGCGGGAGGGGGAGGACCAGGUACGGAUCUACAUUCUGGAGACUGCGAAGCAUACUGCUGCUACAGCAUACAUAUUUCGUCGUCGAGCCCCUGGGGAUAUGCUGCACUGGGAAGACUUGGGUUUGGACCACCCUCAAGUACUUGAAGCAUCAAAUCAAACUCAGGUGGUGAUUGACAGAAGGCAAUUCACCGUUACCGCCAGUCUACCUAGUAAAGCACUAGAUUUCUUUGGGAGGACAAAAAUAGGUCGAUCCUUACAGUUGGAGGUUGUCGAGAAUAGGUCGAAGGGAGACCCGGGGGCCAAGGGUAGGGAGCUCGUUCCAUAUGGUCAGGGGCGGACAAAUCGAAGGCAUCGGUCUACUGAUGUAUCUUUUCCUCGGAUUGCAAACACGAGCCUGCCGAGGUCGAGGCCAGGAUUCCAAUCCAUCCCAUCAUGA